This is a messenger RNA of Malurus melanocephalus (red-backed fairy wren), 1677 nucleotides long. It is a transcript of the gene CNTF, whose product is annotated as ciliary neurotrophic factor. Gene Ontology annotation, biological process: negative regulation of neuron apoptotic process; astrocyte activation; positive regulation of axon regeneration. Gene Ontology annotation, cellular component: axon. Gene Ontology annotation, molecular function: cytokine activity; ciliary neurotrophic factor receptor binding; growth factor activity. NCBI's taxonomy places the organism in Eukaryota, Metazoa, Chordata, Aves, Passeriformes, Maluridae. The transcript is spliced from 3 exons. Bases 244 to 867 code for a protein of 207 amino acids. The record is from RefSeq and is a predicted model, not a curated record.
GAGCCCCUGGAGAAGUGCCUGUGUGCAGUGGGAAUCUCUGCAGCUGCAUGUUAGCAGGAGGAUGAGAGGCGGGAAUUUGCAGCGUGGUGCCAGGCCCCAGGCACGGAAGAGGGGGAGAGCCAGGCCAGCGGACGUGUGAGCGGAGCUCCCGGCUGGAAUGCACCAGCUCAGCAAGGGAUUGUCCUCGCCGGGCCGGGCGGGUGCUGCGCCCGGAGCCUGGUGGCCGUGACAGCUGCCCGGACCAUGGCGGCCGCAGACAGCCCCUCGGCCGCCCUCCGGCGCCGYGACCUCUGCAGCCGUGGCAUCCGCCUGGCCGGCAAGAUGCGCGUGGAUGUCAUCGACCUCCUGGAUGCCUACGUGGAGCGGCAGGGCUUGGAYGUCUCCAGCUUGGACAGCAGCGUGGCGGCGGUGGAGGGGGUGCCGCUGGCGGCGGUGGAGCGCUGGGACGAGCAGACGGGCACGCAGCGGCUGCUGGAGAACCUGGCGGCCUACCGGGCCUUCCGUGCCCUGCUGGCCCAGAUGCUGGAGGAGCAGCGCGAGCAGCUGGGCGAGGCUGACGCGGGCCUGGGCCGGGCGCUGGCGUCCGUCCUGCUCCAGGUCUCGGCCUUCACCUAUCACCUCGAGGAGCUGCUGCGGCUGGAGAGCCGCGGGGUCCCCGGCGAGGAGGAGGAAGAGGAGGAGGGAGAGGAGGAGGAGGACAGGCCGGCGCCCCCGCCGCGCCUCAGCAUCUUCGAGCAGAAGCUGCGGGGCCUGGGCGUGCUGCGCGAGCUGGCCCAGUGGGCCGUGAGGUCCGCCCGGGACCUGCGGCAGCUCUCCAAGCCUAGUCCGGCCACCGGCACGGCCGCCGGCCUGGCCGAGASCCCCUGAGAGCGAGCAUGGGGCAGGGGGUCUUGGGUGCCGCUGGGGUUCCUUGUCCAGCCUCUCGAAGAGCGGCUGACAGCGAAGGAGGGGACACAGAGGGGAGGGACCACGUCAUUAAUCCCUGCGCUUUUGGUGCUGCUCCCUGUGGGGAAACUGAGGCAYAGGCYGCAGUCUCCCCUGGAGGGAGCAGGGAUCUUCUGGGGUUCUUGGGCUCUUCCUGCUGGGCAGCUGAAUUAUCCCCCGGGAAGCAGCUUUGCUGCUUGUCCCUGGGCCUGGAGGCUGUGACCAGUGGCACUGCCCUUAUCUUUGGAAUUUGGCUGCCAGAAACUGCCUUGGGGCUCUUGCAGAUGCAGGGCAGGAGGAAGGGACAGAAAAGCAUCACCUGGUGAAAGGAGCCUUGGACAUGCCCCCCAGCUGCAAGGCACAAAGCUUGGCCCCCUGCUCGUGGGCUCUCGUGCCCAGCUUUCRUCUGUUGCUCAUCAAAUUUCUGCUCUAACUGCUUGGGGGCUUUUUGGGGAGGGGGGGAGCAAGAAUGCGAUCAGGAGGGGAAUUCUUAACUGCUCAGACAUGGUAAUGGAGGGGAUCUUUUAACAGAARGGGGAUCUUUUAACUGUGAUUCAGAAGCCCCUCUGUAAUGAGGUURGUGCCUGCAGGGGUUAUUUUAGAGCUGGGAAUGGCAUGGGAGAAUCUAACAGCCCCAAGCACAUYGCUCACCCUAUGGAGUUCUGGGAUGUUUCACAGCUUCCUGGGCCAUGGUUCUCAUGCCAACUGAAUGUGAUGGCUGCUGGCUGCUGUGUGAAUAAAAGGGCUCGGAGA